This is a messenger RNA of Danaus plexippus (monarch butterfly), 5023 nucleotides long. RefSeq names its product zinc finger protein 1 (gene zfh1). Bases 250 to 2739 code for a protein of 829 amino acids. The record is from RefSeq and is a predicted model, not a curated record. Gene Ontology annotation, biological process: anatomical structure development; regulation of transcription by RNA polymerase II. The transcript has 4 exons. Lineage: Eukaryota; Metazoa; Arthropoda; Insecta; Lepidoptera; Nymphalidae. Gene Ontology annotation, molecular function: DNA-binding transcription factor activity, RNA polymerase II-specific; RNA polymerase II cis-regulatory region sequence-specific DNA binding.
CGCGCCGCUACCAGCACGUUCGGAGCGCGGGCCAUGGUCGCGAGAACCGAUGACAUGUUCGGCUGCUACGGUGACAGCUACUCGUAUCGCCUGUGGAGCUGGCCAACGUGUGGGGGCGCCUGUCGAUGUGAGUAGGAGGCCGUGUCGUGGCCGCGGCCGAGUGUCUCUCAGUGAGGUGAUGAUAGUGCACAGCUCUCUUAUGGAGUUGUCGGUUGGUCUGAACGUUCGUCAGCGCCCUGGCUGGCCGACAUGAGGAGUAAGCAGGUCCCCACGUCGACGACCUCCGCCAGGCGGCGAGCUGCCUUCAUCCGGCCUCUAGCUGGUGGAGGUUCCGAGAUCAAGACGUGUGAGGAGGAAGAGGAUCGUGGGUCUUCGCCCCUGGGUCCCGGCGGGCCUUUCCCCUGCAGCCACUGUCGCGGAGCCUACCCGACCCGCGAACAGCUCGAGCGACAUGAGACGCUGCACGCGCCGAGCACUCAGGUGGAUAGCAUAAAAUAUACGUGCAAAAUAUGCCACAAGAGUUUUCAAAAUGUCUACAGACUUCAGCGUCACAUGAUAAGUCAUGAUGACAGCGCGAAGUUACGCAAAUAUAAAUGCAAUGACUGCGAUAAAGCAUUUAAAUUUAAACAUCAUCUCAAAGAGCAUCUCCGGAUACACAGUGGAGAAAAACCGUUCGAAUGCGCUAACUGUGGAAAAAAGUUUUCACAUUCCGGCUCUUAUUCGUCUCAUAUGACUUCCAAGAAAUGUCUUGUUAUGAAUCUCAAAAUGGGAAGAAUAAAGCCAAAUAAUCCGGCAUUGAAUCCAGACAGGAGUCCAUCUCGGAAACGUGCAAACGCGAUGGCAGCUAGUCAGUUGAAUAAUAAUAUCGCGCCAAACGGCAAUUCGUUUUUGCCAAUAUUGCCAAAGUAUAACGAAGCUGCAGCAUUCUUCGCAUCUAUGUCAUCUCAAGAAAAUAAUUUCCUGAGGCCCCCGUUGGGUCAACCUGGAUUAAAUCCUUUCUAUAUGCCUCCUGGUAUGCCAAUGAGCCCAGCCAACGGUAUUGCACCUUACACCUUCCCUACUUCAUUAAGCCAAUUAUUUGAGCAACUGGCCUCUCAACAUUAUCAACAACGAAAAAUAGAGAUUCCUAGUCCAAAGCUUGUGAGUCCACCCGCAAACCCUGAAGACUUAAUCGAGGAAGUAGUGGAUGAGGAAGAUAAGCGCUCCGAGGCCAGCGCAGAACUAGUGAUGGAUAUAGACGACGAUGACAACGUUACCGUAAAGAAGGAACAAGAAGACCGGGAAACUGAGGCGAGUUCUCCUUCCCGUAAUUACGAAUCUAUCUUAAGUAGCAAUGAACGCGGCGAGUCCGACAUCAAUCAUUCGGAUUUUAAUACUGUUAAAGCAUCCGAUACUAAAUAUUAUUUUAAGACGCACAAUGAUCAGCAGUCUCCUAUAUCUGGCCAGGAAUACCCCGGUGAAGCUUUACCAUUGACACAGAUAAAUGUUAAAGAGGAACCUGAUAUUGAUACCCUACGUUGCUUAAAAUGUAACGUAUUGUUCAAUGACAAAAAUGAUUUAUUGGAACAUGACAAAGCAGCGUGUGGUAAUAUUUUUAGAAAACAUGAAGGACUAGCUGCUCAAGUGGCUGAGACGGUGGCUCUGAAUAGAUUAGAAGCUGAAAUGCGCGCAUCUAUACAAAGUGGGGUAAGUGCGAGUGAAGAUGAGGAUUUCGGGAGAGAGGAUCGGGAAGACAAAGCCUCUAUAAAUGAAAAUGACAGAAAAAUCAGAGUUCGCACCGCACUAACCGAAGAACAACAGAUGGUGUUAAAAAGGCACUAUUCGAUCAACCCUCGACCGAAUCGAGAGGAAUUUAAGAAGAUCGCACAGCAGAUAGGCUUAGAUAACCGAGUAGUACAAGUUUGGUUCCAAAAUAAUAGAGCCAGAGUACGUAGGAUGACUCAGGCCGUCGCGAUAUCUGAUCAACCUCUAGAUUUAUCUACAAAAAAAUCUAAUGCCUCCGUUACUUCAAGCCCGUCACCUUCACCGACUUGCAGCAUUUCAGUAACACAUUCCGAUUCCGAGGAAGCGGUUAAUUUAAGUCAAAAAUCUUCUCGCAGCACGACCCCACAUCGCGCUAACUACAUAAAUACGUAUCCACAUUCCAACUGCUCGUCCUCAUCGUUCACGGAUUUUCGGUUAUCACCCUCACCAGGUGAAACUAUGAACGGUUACAAAAGAAUGUUGCAACAGAAAAUGCCCAUCAAUCCUAUGAUGCCGAUGGACAAACUUCUUCAUUACAACGACCUGAGUAACGGACGAUCUCCAAUUCUUAACAUGCAAGUGCCCGAGAGGCAAGAAUCCAGUCCGUCUUACGACCGCCCAAUAUGGAACGAGGAUCUCCAGACUCAAAUCGAAUUAGAAGAUGAAACCACUGUACUUAAAAAGAGCAAAAUAAAGGCUGGAAAUGAGUUGAAAGAGGGAGAAGGACAAUUCGUUUGUGAUCAAUGUGAUAAAACUUUUGUCAAGCAAAGUUCUCUCGCGAGGCAUAAAUACGAGCACUCAGGUCAGCGACCUUACAAAUGCUUGGAAUGUCCUAAGGCUUUCAAGCAUAAGCACCACCUGACUGAACACAAGCGGUUGCACACCGGCGAGAAGCCGUUCCAGUGCUGCAAGUGUCUCAAGAAGUUCUCUCACUCCGGCUCCUACAGCCAGCACAUGAACCACAGGUUCGCGAUCUGCAAGCCAUACAGAGACUAGUUCCUUAACUACAUACGAAACUCUCAUUACGUAUUGACUGUGACGAAUUUUAUUUUGCAAGGCUGUUACUUAGUAAUACGUCUCGAAUAUUAUUUUUGUUAAAUUAUAAAUAAUCUGAUCUUCAAUUAUAAUCUGUUGGAUUUUGAAUCACACAAAUGUAUUGAAAUUAACAACGAAUCUUAGAGGACAUCGAAAAUCACAUAACUGAUACGUUACAAAGUAUUCCCGCUCGGUAUUUUAUUUCGGAAUAAUAAUUUAAAUUUUGCUCAACGUCAUACGUAUGACAUUCACGUAUUUAACAAUAGCCUAUUUAUAUAGUAACUAGUGCCAAAUGUACCAAAGAAACCUUUUGUGCCAUCUCAUAUGCCAAAAAAAUAUUUUUUAAGAUAAUUAUAAUUUUAUGUGUUAAUUCACGCCAGUACCUAGCAUAAUACUCAAUACAUUUUACUAUAUUAUUUUUAUAUUUCUGUGAAAUUAUAUGACGUAGUUAGGAGUAAUCUCGUAUUACCUAGUUGAUAUAUUUAAUUGAAAAUUUUAUUGGUGAAACAGAACAAAUAUUAAAUUAGCUAUGACAAUAUAUCUAUGUAUCUAGUUGUGUUAAAAUAUUGUCACUGAUUUUAUAAAAUGUAUACCAAAGACAACAGUUUAGAAGAACACCUUAUAAAAUUGUUCAUUAGCAUUUCGACACCCUCACGACUUUCUUAUUAGUGUCAGUACGUAUGAAAUAAUAUUUCGUGUAUCAAAAUUUGUCAUAAAAGCACUUCUUAAUCUUAAUCUAUACUAAAUUUAAAUCUUUAAGCUUCUUGUAUUUUAGCGCUAAGUGUCUUGAUAGUCCUUGCAUAAGUUUAAAGCAUUCCAUAAUACUCCUGUGGGAUCUCUGCUGUGUUUAAAACUCUUUCUAUUAAUCCAAAGAUAAGUAUAUAAUACGUGUAAAUAAACAAUAUGUUGUAAAUAUAAUGAGAUUUUAUAUGUAAAUACUAUUGCUUAAAUGUAUUGGAACAUUUUAGGUAAGGAAUCGCGUGGUGUACUUUAAACAAUGAAUAAGAGACAAUAAUGAAUUAUGGACAUCUGUAUAUUGGAAUAUAUAUAUAUAAUUAUAUUAUUAUUUUUUAUAUAAUUCCCGUAAUACAAAUAUUUGUUAAGUAUCUGAGAUAUACGUCAAGGUUUUAACGAAUUAUUAUAUUUGCAUUUCAAUCAAUAUAGAAUUAUUUAUUCGAUGUACUUAAUAUUUUUAGGUACGAGCAUUCGAUUACAAAAGCAACAAUAGACCGGUAGUGUUUCAUAGCAUUUACCAACACUGCAGUAUGUUUGAACAGAGUUCCUAUUCAUAAUAUUUGUAAGAGAUGCCUAAUGAUUUAUCUAUCUAUAUAAAAUAAGUAGAUAUUGUUAAUUUUUGGAGGUUUCUAAUCAACGAAUUACAUAAAUGAUCGCCGUCAAAAUAUCGUUUGAACCGAGCGACGGCCGGGCGACAGUAUUCGAGAGUAGUUAUAAACUAUUUAUACAUUUAUAUACAUAUAAUGCAUUAUGUGUUCGCUGAUAUAAAGUCACAUGACGCACAUAGGAAAAAUAUACUUCAGUUUAUUAUCUGUUACACCAUACACGAUCACUUCAAAUAGCUUGUCUUACAUCGUUCCACGUCAGAAGAGAGAUUCGAUGUCUAUGGAAAACAUUAUUUGUAAACAGUAUUCGUUGAUGUUCAUCGUCCCGCGCAAAAAUGUAUUAAAUUAAAUGAAAUUAUUGAUAGCGUAGUUGUAUUAAAGGAUCCUGUUUGACCUUUCAUAUUUUAUUAAUUAUAAUUUUAAUGUAAGUGAUUUCCAAAUUAUCACCGGUGGGCUAGAUAAACCAAAGAUUAAUUAAUGAUACUCUAAGAUGUGGAAACUGUAAUAUAUAAACUCCCAUCUAGUUUAGUUUAAGUUGUGCCAAUAAUUUUAAUGCUUACAUGUAAAUGAUAUAUUAUAAGUAAAGGCGUAUGUACUGUGGCAUAUUAAGUUAUGUUCUUGUGCAAUAUAAUAUUGCAGAGAAGUAUUUUUUCCUUAUAAAUAUAGUGAUACGUUAGGCCAAAGUGAAUUCCUAUUGCCAUGUUUGUUGUAAGUGUGUUGCCAUGGGGCAGUCACUUGUUAUUCUAAGGUACAUAGAUUGAUAGAUUGUUAAACUUAACCAUAGAUUAAACUGUGUUAAAAUAUUGCCUAUAAAAAAUAUAAUAAUUCAUUUUACUUGAUAUUAUAAUGUAUAUUGAAUUUAUGAAUAUUAAAAAUAUAUAUAUUGACAUUUCAAUGCAAAAUAA